AUGAAGAUCAGUAAGAGCCCUGUUUCCAUAGACGAUGGCUCUGUUCGGAAAGCGCAUGGAAAACAAGAUUGUGGAAGGGUAUCUGCGGAGACAAGUUCCUGUCACGAUAGCGAUGUUGUCCUCGUUGAGGAUGACAACGACUCAGGUACUGUUAGCGAACGCGAAGAUGCAUCUUCAAUUGAUGAUGAAUCGGUCAGACAGCGAGAACGCGAUAGUGAGAGAUAUCGCAGAAGUCUUAUCGCUAGCGUUGCCGACCCGGAUGAGCCAUAUCCUGAGACGUAUCAACAGUUUUCUGGCAUUCCAGCAAACGCAGUGGGAGAUAUGUUGCAUCUGUGGGAGUUCGUCAAUGCCUUUUCAGGGACACUGCGUCUCAGUUCUUUCAAGUUGCGACACCUCGAAAAAGCUAUCGUCCACAACGAGAGAUCUCCGCUACUCGAUGCGUGCAUCACGCGGUUGAUGCGCUCCAUCUUGGCCGACAAAGAGCUGGUUGAUGAACUCGGCGUUUCAAAUACCGUAUAUAAAGCGGUCAAUUCGAAGUCAAGGAAUGCUAUUACGAAAAUUCUCGAAGCACUGCAUCAUAUCCUCUCCUUUGAAUCAGACGAGGUUUACGAUGAGUCUUUGCUGUCUACUGUCAACAAGCUGGAGAAUUCUUCGGACAAAUGGGCUUUUUAUCGCGUUAUCGAACCCGCAGGCAAGCUGCGAAUUCUGCGUGAGUUGGUUGAUUACGUCGUCAUGACUGACAAGAUCCGAAAUUGCAUCUCGGAUAGCAUGGAACACGCAGAGGAAGAGAAGAAAAAGGCACGCGAAGAAAACGCUGCCAACCGGAAGAAAUUAGAAACACAAAUCAAGAGACUGAAGGCUGAGCUCUUUGAGUUCCGAGUCAAGGCUGGUUUGGUAGAUCCACCGGCAGACUCGGAAAGAGAGAAAUUCCAAGCAAACGACACAAAGGAGAGCACCGCAAGUGAGGACAACACUGGAGAUUCAUCUAAAGAAAAUGGUCUGUCGAGGAAAGAAAAGCUGGUCGCGGCAAAGAAGGAGAGAGAAGAGGAAGAAGAUCGACGUGCAAACGAGCGCGUAGCGGAUGGAAUUGUAGCUAGACUCGACAAGUUGAAGGCAAACUUGAAGAUGCUCAAGAAUUUGCGGUUGAGGAAUCGAACGAGCGCCUGCGCCAAGGAAGGAGACUUGUUCGACAGCUCCGCCCCAGCACCUAGUAUGCCUUUCGCAGCGCCGCACGAGGACCCCGUGCGGACGCACCCUAUGGGAACAGAUCGAAAGGACCGCCGUUACUGGUUUUUUGAGGGCUCCGGCCGGAUCUGGAUAGAAGACACAAAAUCUGGAGAGUGGUCCACAAUUAACACGUCGCAAGGGCUAAACAAGCUUUUGUGCUGGCUUUCAACUUCACGUCCUGGGGAGCAGCAACUUAAGAAACGAAUACGCCAGCGGGAGCAGCAAAUUGCGUUGGAAAUGGCGAACGAGAAAAAGAGCAUAGAACUGGGUGAGGAAGAAGCACAGGAAUCUGCCACAGAAGCAACGUCUCGGGGCACGAGAGCCGGGAAGAGGCGUGCCGAAAGAGUCCAAAAGGAUAAAACCACAAGCAGGGGAACGGGAACGUUCUUGGACUACCGUAACUUGGUUAAAUGA
Messenger RNA from Chondrus crispus (carragheen), 1641 nucleotides. RefSeq lists its product as hypothetical. The record is from RefSeq and is a predicted model, not a curated record. The transcript has a single exon. Lineage: Eukaryota; Rhodophyta; Florideophyceae; Gigartinales; Gigartinaceae. Bases 1 to 1641 code for a protein of 546 amino acids.